Messenger RNA from Vittaforma corneae ATCC 50505, 285 nucleotides. RefSeq lists its product as uncharacterized. Gene Ontology annotation, biological process: translation. NCBI's taxonomy places the organism in Eukaryota, Fungi, Microsporidia, Nosematidae. Gene Ontology annotation, cellular component: ribosome. The transcript has a single exon. Gene Ontology annotation, molecular function: structural constituent of ribosome. The record is from RefSeq and is a predicted model, not a curated record. The coding region runs from base 1 to 285 and encodes 94 amino acids.
AUGGAGAUGAAGAGAUUCUAUAGAAAAAGACGUGUAGCUCACAAAGUUACACCAAUAAACCCAGAGCCGGUUGUUAAAAGGAAGUCCUUUGCAAUCAGUGAAAGCAAAAUUCUUGCUAGAAAAAUUGCCCAGGAGGUUUGUGGAUUGAUGCCAUACGAAAAGAAGGCUAUUGACUACAUUAAAAAGGAUGAUCCAAAGAAAGCUAAAAAGUUCUUGAAGGCUAGGCUCGGCUCAAUGUCGAGGGCAGAGAAGAAAUUUGAAACAUUGAUGAGGCAACCUAAAUAA